AUGUCGUCCGCGUCACAAGAAAAUACUCCCUCCGACACCCCCACCACCUCCACCUCGCCAUCAACAUCCUCCACGCCCACCCAAAAAUCACCCACCUACCAAUCCGCCGCCUCCUACCUCACCUACCCAGUCAGCCACGUCGUCUCCGGACUCUACCGCCGCAUAACAGACCCAGACCUCUCCAAAGAAAUGCCCUCAAUCAUGCCCUGGUCCCGCCCAACACAAUCAACCUCCUCCUCCGAAGUCUUCACACCCCGCCGAACAGCCUCCCCCUUCCAACCACCACCCCUAACCCCCCUCACGCUGUCAAUCCCCAAAUCCCCAGACCUCCUCCAACAACAACUCCUCACGCGGGCUCUCGCCGAAGAAAUCCGCCUCCUAGUCCCACCCCGCCUCCAACUAGCCGAAACCUGGCGUCUAGCCUACAGCCUCGACCGCGACGGCGCCUCCCUCUCAACCCUCUACGAAAACUGCGCCGAAUUCUCCCACCGCUCCCCACGCGCCGGAUACGUCCUCGUCAUCCGCGAUUCCUCCCCGCAAUCCUCCGUCUUCGGCGCAUACAUGACCGACGCGCCGCACCCAGACUCCCAGUUCUUCGGAACAGGCGAAUGUUUCCUCUGGCGCUCCUCCAUCCUCCCUCCACCGGCGAAUUUCCCUAUCGCUUUACCAGGCGACGGGCCCCAGUCCGAGGAGGCGCUCGAGCGCGCCGGUCUCCCGCCUCCGCCAUCGGCUGAUACCACGACCGCUGCAAGGUGGAGUACGCUGCGCAACGAGCCGAAGGCGAAAUCAGCGUCUGCGAGGGCGGAUUCGCCGGCGCAUGAGUUGAAUAUGAAUAUUAAGUCGAAUCUGGCCGCGGCCAGUGGGGGUGUCCUGGCGCCCCCGUCGCCUGCUUCGCUGAAUACCCCGGAUCGCAGUGGGGCUAGUACGCCUGAGCGCAUACGGUUCAAGGCUUUCCCGUAUAGCGGGGUUAAUGAUUAUAUGAUUUUCUGUGAAACUGGAUUUCUCAGUCUUGGAGGCGGGUACGUUGGUUCUUUCCCCGUUGGAGAUGUUAUGUUUGCUUGUGCUAAUGUACGAGAUAGUGAUGGACACUACGGAUUGUGGGUUGACAGUAGUCUCGAGAAGGGUGUCAGUGCAUCCUGCCAGACAUUCGGUAAUGAGCCUCUUUCUGACGAAGGUGUCAAGUUUGAUAUCCUCGGCGUCGAGGUGUGGUAUGUGGGUUCCUGA
Penicillium bovifimosum is the source of this 1224-nucleotide messenger RNA. Its product is annotated as putative oxidative stress response protein Oxr1. Gene Ontology annotation, cellular component: nucleus. NCBI's taxonomy places the organism in Eukaryota, Fungi, Ascomycota, Eurotiomycetes, Eurotiales, Aspergillaceae. The record is from RefSeq and is a predicted model, not a curated record. Gene Ontology annotation, biological process: response to oxidative stress. The transcript has a single exon. The coding region runs from base 1 to 1224 and encodes 407 amino acids.